GCAGUUGGCGUUCGGAGCGGGAACAGUGAGGUCGCGGCCGCAGAGCGGGGAACGCACGCCGCCCAUGUGCUGUUCAGCCAUGGCGCUGAAUCUGGCCGAAUACAAAAUACGGUACCCGGAGUUUCCGAAGUACGUGUGGGACUCGCCGCAUCCCUACUCCGAGAUUAUGAAUAUAAAAAAGGACCGCCGUAACCCGGAGCACACUAAGCGGCCGCUGAACGCGUUCAUGCUGUUCGCCAAGAUCCAGCGGGAGCACAUCACCACCCACUUCAACUGCAACCACUCUGAGAUCUCGAAGGCGCUCGGUCGGCUCUGGCAGGACCUGAGUCGCGAAGAGAAGGAGCCGUUCACAGAGGGAGCCAAAACGCUGGUCGCCCUCCACCGGAUCGAGUAUCCCGACUACAAGUACCGGCCGCGCAAGAAGGGACAGCCCAAGGAGGCAGCGUCUGCGGCAGCGCUGAACGGUGGAGGAAGUCCGACAAAGAAGGCUUCUCAGAAGAGGCCGGCGAGCCGCGCCGCACGGGGCGGUGAGCGCGCUGCGGUCCGUCGAGCGGACUCCACCGGGGAUUGGGUCUGCGAGCCGGUCUCUGAGCGCGGCCCAGAGUCAGUCAUGGAGCUGUGCCGACCGGUCGGGGUCAGCCUGGGCAGCCCGGCGCCGCCCGAGAGCCCGCUGUCGUUCUGCCUGGCGAGCCCGUCUCGCUUCCACACCCCGUGCAGCCCCGUCUCGAUCGGCUCCUCCAGCGGCUACGAGUCGGAGCUGCCGCCCGAGCUGCCCUCCGACCUGCACGUCGACAUGCAGACCGAGCUGCAGUCCGCCUUCAGUCCCGAGCUCCAGUCCGCCUUCAGCCCCGAGCUGCCCGAGCCCAAGUGCGAGCUGAGCGGCCCCGAGGUGCCGUACAAGCUGCCGGCUCGGCCUGGUGACGAGUACGAGCUGCGUCCGGCCGAGGAGGACCCGCUGCACGGGUUCGGUCCCGAGCCGGAGAUCGGCGCCGACCUGCGCGACAUCGAGGUCACCGCGCUGGGCGAGUCGGCGCUGCUCAACCCGCUGGCCAUGUUCCCCGCGCUGGGACUGACCUGCGACGACCUGGACGAGCUGCGACUGCACCUGUAGACGACGCGAGCUGGAUCGUCGGCGAGGUCAUCGACGAGGUCAGGCGAGGUCACCGACGAGGUCAGCCGACGACGGUCGUACAAACACCCCUGUACAUAUGACCUGGCUGGCUGUGGCCGACUCCGGUGGGAACGGCUGGCUGUCGAGGGCCGAUGGGCUGGUCCGUGGUUUGUUCUGCUCUGACCAGACCCCUUCUUGUGGUGUAGCCCACAUCCGGAGCACUUCACUGGACGGCCUUCUCAUUGGCAUGGACCGGUGCGCUUUUUCUCCCGCGUCGACCUGAUGAGACGAUAGUAUUUUUGGUGCCGUAUUUUCUUAUCGAAGCGGCAGUAGCGUUUCUGAGUGGCUGAAGGGUAGAAGGUGUCACGAUGGAAAUACUCAAUUCAGCGGAGUGGAGGAGAGGAGGUGGCGAGUGCUGGCCAUGUAUUGACACUAGUCGAUGUGGUGUGGAGAGGUCCGGGGCGAGGGGAAGGCCAGGGUGCCGGGGCAGCGUUGACAGGGCGGAGUAGCCCUGUGUGUGUAUUUAUUUUCCAAAUGAUCUCAUUUGCGUCGCUGCUGACGCACUGCGCCGAUGCUUACAUUUGUCGCUGACUUGACGGAGGCGAUAAUUCCUCUCCGGCCUUUGAGAAGUCAGCCAGCGAAAGGGGAGUUUUCAGCUGCUCUUUCCCAGCAGUUUCUCGGUGCGUUGGUGGCGGCCAUAUGACGACGCGGUGUGGUGAUUUUGAUGCAAUCUCUUCUGUUUCUUUCUAUCGAGAACGGGCCUGAAGCGGCGACGCCUACCUCGGACGUGCUAUCAUUGGCGGGCAUUGGCCGGGCGACUGUUUGUUGUGAGCGGUGGGUCUCGGUGUUUGGUUGUCGCGUUAUGUUGUUCUCUGGACGUGUUUGGUUGUGCGCGCGGCGCUGUACGGCUGGUAGGGACCUGCGGAAGGACGCGACGCGCACGGCGUGUCGCGUCCCAUUCCAUGUACGCUGUAGUGAGUAGGUUUGUGGUGCACGUCGCCGGUCCCUCGGACGGUGUUAGCGGUAAGACUGGACGAUUUGUAUACCUCCCAGUGGCGCAGUGGGCGCUCAGAGUUCGGUGGACUGGCGCGAGCCUUUCGUAGAUCGCCGCGCUCGCCCGUUUGCACUGCGACACUGACGUGUUUCGGCCGGUAAACCCAUGUCCGGCGCCUCUAAAACAAGGCUUGUGACGCCAAGCGGGGCUCCCCGCGCGCCGCGGCGGUGGCGUGCCCCAGGGCCCGGCAGUGGGCCCUCUAUUUUUGUCUGGCGCGCGCCGCAACAUGUGCCUCCACAGCGAGAAGUAGUCCGGCCGCGCAACUUGUGCAAUGCCGUAGCCUCGGUCCUGUCCGAACUUUGUACACGGACUUUUUGUACGCAACGAGUCUAAGCUUGGUCAGCUCUCUGAUCUCCCGGUGUAUAUAGGGAGUUGGGGAGUCGCCCGUCUCAAGGGGAGCGGGCGCAGAUUUGUGACACCUUCGGGUAAUGGUUCCCAGGUUCACUGGGACACAGGUACGGCGGAGUGCCUGUACCUCCGAGUACCUCACAUACAAAGUCCGGCACCAUUGAUGGCAGAGAAAGCUACAGAAGACAAGCAUGUCAUACCUCCACUGUAUAUAGAAACCAUGCUGGUAAAGCUGUACAGUUUUCUCGAUGGCGAUUUAUUCGUGAUUUACGGUGUAUCUAGUCCGAUUUUGUAAUUUUGUAUGAUUGUGCAAGAGUUGUAUCGUUUGUUACGAAUACAUUAUACACCUUCGACAAGAAUUGUUGUUCUUAUGAUUGUUUAUAACAAGCAGAUACCACAAAAAUACACCCGGUCUGGUCGGAA
Messenger RNA from Amphibalanus amphitrite, 2936 nucleotides. RefSeq names its product transcription factor sem-2-like. Gene Ontology annotation, biological process: cell differentiation; anatomical structure morphogenesis; regulation of DNA-templated transcription. Gene Ontology annotation, molecular function: DNA-binding transcription factor activity, RNA polymerase II-specific; RNA polymerase II cis-regulatory region sequence-specific DNA binding. The coding region runs from base 65 to 1111 and encodes 348 amino acids. The record is from RefSeq and is a predicted model, not a curated record. NCBI's taxonomy places the organism in Eukaryota, Metazoa, Arthropoda, Thecostraca, Balanomorpha, Balanidae. The transcript has 2 exons.